UCUUGCUACCGUACAUCGCAGUCUGACCCUGCGGGGCCUGCGGUCGAGUCUCUCGUUCUGUUCGCUGCUCAUAACUUGAACAUGGCAUCCUCAUCUCGGCAACGCGCCGUACAGGCCAAUCUUGACGACGCUCGAUCCGAGAAGCUCGACACCGUAUUCCGCGCUAUCCAGGCAGGCGGGAUGACUUUCGGCGGGUUCUUGCGCGAAGCUUUCACUGUGCCGCCUCCUCAGGUUUCCAAGGGAAAUACGGCACGACACUCGCAGCUUGUUUCUGCAUUCCUGGGUGGACGAUCGAGCGAGUCGGCACACGAAAUCGUCGAGCUCAUGUACUCGAGCAGGUACAGUGCUCCCAUCCCUGUUCGAGACUCUCCGAGACGUCCUGGCCACGAAGCGCCGCGACCUGACGCGAAGAAGAUGGCUCGCUGGGGUCUGCGUGAAUGGGCUGUGGAGAAGGUGGAGGAUAUCGUGGACGAGGAGGCGGAGGAUGUCACGUCGAAGGCGGGCGGGUUUCACCUGAGGGACAAAGACGCUACAUGGGACUUCAUGUUUAGCUUCACAAUGGAAAACAUCUUGUCCGUCAUCAAUGCGAGGGCCCCGACUGCCCUGCGUGUGAUUACCGCCGCCGCUAUCCCCCGUCGUGUUCGCAAACCGCCCGGUGCUCCUCAAGAUGCUUCGGCAACCUUUUGUGGAACGUACUACUCCAAAGAACCAGACUCGAACGGAGACAGAGGGAAGCGACGUGAUCCGAUGCUUAUAACCUUGAUUGCAUGCCUCUUGCUCUUCGGGGCGCGCAACCUACAGUUCACGGCAUUCCAGAAGUUCAUCGGGAUAUGGCUGUUCGCCCAUACAGCCUCUAGUGACAUCUAUGCGGUGUUCAGCCGCUUUGGUGUCUCGGUCUCUUACAGUUCUGUGCUCAGACUGUUACGCUCCCUAUCACAGUCUGCCCAAAUGGUAAUCCAACGUGUCGCGACUGCGCGAGCAUUCCUUCUCAUCUACGACAAUAUCAAUCGCAUGGCCCGUGCUUGGGAUCCCGACGUUGGCGAGCACGACAUAAUGCACAAUGGCACCGCUGCGACUCUUGUCGAGCUCGAGGAUUGUGACCCGAAGGUCGCGUUUGAUCCGGAGACGUUGCGGCGUGCGCAAGGCGAGCAGCUUCGCAGGAAUCUUCACGUCAAUGUCUUGCACGGCCGGGUUGAUUGGUGGAAACUUAAUGCAGUGAUGACCACCCACAUCCUCGGUAUCCUCGCGGAACAUGUACCCGAGCAUCUGUCCGCGGUGAAAGAUUUCGUCAAGCUCCGGCUGUCCACUACUCUAGCAACCCAUCGUAUGCGAGACGGGCGGAAGACAAAGCUCCAUCCCCUGGCUACAUCUGAUUACAAUGAAGGCGUAACGAGCGAGAAUGCGAAGGUUCUCGACGACCUCCUCCUUCAUCAGCUUGGAUUGCCGAAAGAAGAGGUAGAUAAACUCCUCGUCAUUGUUGGCGGGGAUCAAUCUACCGUGGAGAAGCUGCGCACGCUGAAGAAGUUCCUCGCAUCCUGCCCGCAUGGUUAUAAACGGUAUGGCUGGGUGCUUCCGCUCAUCCAGCUCUGGCACAUGGGCUGGGCAGAUCUGGAGCGCAUUCUUUCCACGCAUUGGGGUGCGUCGCAGUCCGAUGCGAAGGAUUUAUCAUCGCUGUGUGCGAUGAAUGUUCUCCUCGGGCGCAAGGUCAAGGAUCAGAAGCGCCCAGACUACUACCCCACCCAGCAUCUUCUCUUCGACACCCUCAAGGCCGAUAUUCUGAGUAUCUGGCGAAUCCGACUCGGUGUGAAGGAUCUACCUGCGUACUUCAGCACACAUACUGUGCCAACUGAAGAGCUUCUACAAGUUGCUGAAGACAUACGGCUCACGUAUUGCACGUCUGCUGCCUGGGAAGAAGCAGUAUUACCAGAUGAUGACAGCAUGGCGACUGUGAGCUUCCCGAUCGGUGCGGCAUGGCAGGCCCCCGAUGGCACAGACGGCACCCCAGCUAUGGCCACGGUGGCAGGCCUGCAGGACAAUGCGCUAUCCUCAAACCGUGGCGAUCAAGUCUUAGGAAACAUCAUUCUGCGCACACGGGAUAUCUUACUUCAUUAUGAAUUUCAGUGUGCAAUCGCUGAAGGAGACAUCGGACGUGCCAUGAACGUCAUGUCGGUAUGGACGUUCACGUUCAUGGGCUCAGGUCGACAUAAGUACGUGAAUGAGCUACUGGAACUCACGUGCCACUUCGAGUACGAGUACUCGGGCGAACUCCAGAAAGCCAUAUUAAACAACUGGCUCUGCAACCUAUCUGGGUUUGCUGGAUGCUGGUUUCCUAUGGAUCUUCUUCAAGAGAAGAACAUCAAGCAGCUGAAGGAGAUGGCGCAGCGACGAAGUGCCUCCUUUGGUGGCUCCUUUUUCAAGGAAGUUAUCGCCUAUAAUAUUCGUGCAUUCUUGCAGACAAUCACGUCGGCCCGAGUUACCGCUCACCUUGCAAGCAAAAGCGCAAAACAUGCACGCAAAGACAAGCAUGCUACACUCAACGAGCUUUCGCGGCAUAUGGACGAACAAGGUUUGCAUCAGUUCCGAGCGGGACGUACCCUGGGACAUGUAGCACAAGACGACUUCACGGAGGGCUACCGGAAGCUAGCAGAUGGGAAAAAGAUCGAAGACUUCAUUGCACGUACACUUCGGGAUGCCGGCGCGAUCCACAGUGAUUCCGAGUUAGCGGCCGCCGACGACGAACAACAAGCGAUAGAUACUGCUGCAUUACCGAAUGUGGUUGUAGACGGGCAGCUACUCGUUGGUGACGAAGUGAUGUUGGAUGGGUUGGACAGUGGUGAGGAGGAGGAGCAAGAGGAGCAGGAUAAUGAUACAACAUGACACUAGGAGUUACAAAUGCCAGAGCCGUCGACAGUACCCCAGUUGCAUAUAGUAACGCCGAUCGCACUGAGCGGGGCAUCCGACGAGCGUCAAAGCGCGCCUUCGACGCGUUAUACACAAAUGUUGGCC
Messenger RNA from Rhodofomes roseus, 3006 nucleotides. RefSeq lists its product as uncharacterized. The transcript has 4 exons. Bases 82 to 2877 code for a protein of 931 amino acids. The record is from RefSeq and is a predicted model, not a curated record. Lineage: Eukaryota; Fungi; Basidiomycota; Agaricomycetes; Polyporales; Fomitopsidaceae.